AAAAAAAAAGUAGUUGUUGUUUGUGUUGUUUGUGAAAAUGUUUAUCGAGAAGUUUAAGGUUGAGAGUCCUAAUGUGAAGUACAGUGAGGAUGAGAUUCAGUCCGUGUACAACUACGAAACCACGGAGCUUGUUCAUGAGAACAGGAAUGGUUCUUAUCAAUGGAUUGUUAAACCCAAAACCGUCAAAUACGAAUUCAAAACCAACACCCAUGUCCCUAAAUUGGGUGUAAUGCUUGUUGGGUGGGGUGGAAACAAUGGCAGCACACUCACUGGUGGCGUUAUUGCAAACCGAGAGGGAAUUUCAUGGGCAACGAAGGACAAGAUCCAACAAGCGAAUUACUUUGGGUCUCUGACUCAAGCCUCUGCUAUCAGAGUGGGGUCUUACCAAGGAGAGGAAAUUUAUGCCCCAUUCAAGAGCCUCCUCCCUAUGGUUAACCCCGACGACAUUGUGUUUGGUGGAUGGGAUAUCAGCAAGAUGAACCUGGCAGAUGCCAUGGCAAGGGCCAAGGUAUUCGACAUCGAUUUGCAGAAGCAGUUGAGGCCUUACAUGGAAUCCAUGGUUCCACUCCCUGGAAUCUAUGACCAAGAUUUCAUUGCUGCUAACCAAGAAGCGCGCGCUGACAACAUCAUCAAGGGCACCAAGAAGGAACAGAUUCAGCAGAUCAUCAAGGACAUUAAGGAAUUUAAGGAACAGAACAAAGUCGAUAGGGUGGUUGUCCUGUGGACCGCCAACACCGAGAGGUAUAGCAAUGUUGUUGUUGGUCUUAACGACACCAUGGAGAACCUCAUGGCUUCUGUGGACAAAAAUGAGUCAGAGAUCUCUCCUUCCACCUUGUUUGCAAUUGCUUGUGUUAUGGAGAAUGUUCCUUUCAUCAAUGGAAGCCCUCAGAACACUUUUGUCCCAGGGCUAAUUGAUCUUGCCAUCAGUAGGAACAGUUUGAUUGGUGGAGAUGAUUUCAAGAGUGGCCAAACCAAAAUGAAAUCUGUGUUGGUUGAUUUCCUUGUUGGUGCUGGUAUCAAGCCAACAUCGAUAGUGAGUUACAACCAUCUUGGAAAUAAUGAUGGUAUGAAUCUCUCAGCCCCACAAACCUUUCGAUCAAAGGAAAUCUCCAAGAGCAACGUUGUUGAUGAUAUGGUCAACAGCAAUGCCAUCCUCUAUGAGCCUGGCGAGCACCCGGACCACGUUGUCGUGAUUAAGUAUGUUCCUUAUGUUGGGGACAGCAAGAGGGCCAUGGAUGAGUACACAUCGGAGAUAUUCAUGGGCGGAAAGAACACAAUCGUGUUGCACAACACCUGUGAGGAUUCCCUCUUGGCUGCUCCUAUUAUCUUGGACUUGGUCCUUCUUGCUGAGCUUAGCACUCGAAUUCAGUUCAAAUCCGAAGCUGAGGGCAAGUUCCACUCAUUCCACCCGGUCGCAACCAUCCUGAGUUAUUUGACCAAGGCCCCUUUGGUUCCACCGGGCACGCCAGUGGUGAAUGCAUUGUCGAAGCAGCGAGCAAUGUUGGAAAACAUAAUGAGAGCUUGUGUUGGUUUGGCACCGGAGAACAACAUGAUUCUAGAGUACAAGUGAAUCGAAUUCGAAUCUGUGGGCAAGAAGCAGUAGUUUGAAAGAAUAAUCUUGGCUGAAUGUUUUGGAGCCGUUAUUAUCCCCUGGCUGCUCCCUUUUUUCUUUUUUCUGUUGCUUAGGACGUUUGCAAGUGUAAUAUUUUGCUUUGGUUUCUGUGUUGCUUUACCAUAGGGAAGGGCAGUUAUUUUGUUUUCCUUGGUGCAUAAAUAUGUUAGGUUUGUGUGCUUUGUGGAAUCAAAUGAAAAGCAUAAAAAAAAAAAAGUUA
This is a messenger RNA of Arachis ipaensis, 1832 nucleotides long. RefSeq names its product inositol-3-phosphate synthase 1. Gene Ontology annotation, molecular function: inositol-3-phosphate synthase activity. The record is from RefSeq and is a predicted model, not a curated record. NCBI's taxonomy places the organism in Eukaryota, Viridiplantae, Streptophyta, Magnoliopsida, Fabales, Fabaceae. Gene Ontology annotation, biological process: inositol biosynthetic process; phospholipid biosynthetic process.